GCGGGGGCGGUGCCCGGGUUCGAGUCCCGAGUCCGUCUGAUCCGUUCGGCGCCGCUCCUCGCCCGCUCCGCCGGCUCCCCCCGGCCGCGGAGAUGGGCGACAUGGAGUCCUACAAAGUGAUGCUGAAUGGGCCGGCACCCUGGGGCUUCAGGCUGCAGGGAGGGAAGGAUUUCAGCAUGCCACUCUCCAUCUCCAGGCUGACUCCAGGUGGGAAGGCGGCUCAGGCUGGUGUGGGAGUGGGCGACUGGGUGCUAUACAUCGACGGGGAGAGCACCAGUGCCAUGACACACAUCGAGGCCCAGAACAGGAUCCGUGCGUGUGGGGACAGGCUCUGCCUCACCCUGAGCAGAGCCCAGAACCAGCUGGGGAAGCCGCAGAAGGUGCUGAGCCUUGACAAGCAGCCCCCUCAGCUGCUGGAGCCCCCCAGCAGCCCCGUGUGUGACCCUGUGAAGCUGCGGAUGUUAGAGGACAUUGACGACUCGCAGCCCCACAGCUGGACCUCCCAGUCCCGCUCCUUCCGCAAACUGGCCCGGCUGGUGGGCGCAGACAGCAUGGAGGAUCAUGAUGAGGUGUUUGUUAGGAAGCCCAGCCAGGUCUCCAUGUCGGACCCAUCUCCGGGAGCAGCGAUGAAGACUGAGCCAGGACUGGCCCCCAGGACCCCCACUGCCACCCCGGGCCCCACCAGCCGCCCACCGUGGGCUGUGGACCCGUCGUUCGCCGAGCGCUACGCCCCAGACAAGACGAGCACGGUGGUGAGCAAGCACAGCCAGCCGGCCACGCCGACCCCCAUGCAGAACCGCAGCUCCAUCGUGCAGGCAGCCCAGCAGGCCCCGGAGGGGCCCGGCCGCACCCCCCUCUGCUACAAGUGCAACAAGGUCAUCAGGGGACGGUACCUGGUGGCACUGGGACAUUAUUACCAUCCCGAGGAGUUCACCUGCUGCCAGUGCAGGAAGAUGCUGGAUGAGGGUGGCUUCUUUGAGGAGAAAGGUUCCAUCUUCUGCCCCAAGUGCUACGACACACGCUAUGCGCCCAGCUGUGCCAAGUGCAAGAAGAAGAUCACCGGAGAGGUUAUGCAUGCUCUGAAGAUGACCUGGCACGUGCAGUGCUUCACUUGCAAUGCCUGCAAAACUCCCAUCCGCAACCGAGCCUUCUACAUGGAGGAGGGACAGCCCUACUGCGAGAGAGACUACGAGAAGAUGUUUGGCACCAAGUGCCGUGGCUGUGACUUCAAGAUCGACGCUGGGGACCGGUUCCUGGAGGCCCUGGGGUUCAGCUGGCACGACACUUGCUUCGUCUGUGCGAUCUGCCAGACCAACCUGGAAGGGAAGACAUUCUACUCCAAGAAGGACAAGCCGCUCUGCAAGAGCCAUGCUUUCUCCCAUGUGUGAGGGGUGGAAGUUCAGCUGUGCCCACGCGUGCCCCUGGCCCUGCAUGCUCCUCUCCCCCCAUCCUGAUGCCUCCAGGGAGCCAGGCUGGGCCCUUGGCCCUUCCCCUUGCUCCUGCCUCUUUCAUGGCAGCUCCUGGCCUGAAUUCAGCUGGAGACAGUGCUGGGUGCAGAGCCCUUAUAGCUGGGUGACUUCUUCUGUGCUUCCUGACUGGCCCUAGGAGCCCUGGGAAGGGGAUACUGCAUGGAUUUCCUGCCCCUGAACCACGCAGCAUAGUGAGCACAGCCAUGCUGAGGCUGGAAUGGGGGAUGCUCUGGUGCAGCCAGGCUGCUCCCUUGCUGGGGCAGGGAUGUUCCUAACACAUCCCUGAAUGGGUGAGGACCAGCCCCCUGCCACACUCUUCCUCACCUUCCCUGCUGUGUGCUUAGUGCAUGGGGCUGGAGACCCAGCCCUGCUCCCCUGCCCACAGCAGCCCCCCGAUCACCCCACAAACUGCUGCAGUGGCUUCCUGCCCUGGCUGCAUUCCAAGGGGAGUCCAUGCCUUGCAACCCCUCUGCUCCUCUGAGGCUGGCAGCACCCCCAGCCUGGUGUGCCCCAGCCCUGAGCUGGCAGCUUGUGUUGAUGGCCAGCUGGCUGUCUGCACCUGCAAGGCUUGGGCACAGCUUCCUACCAAAGAGUGCUCUGUCACCACCGUCCUGGGCCCAUCGAUGCCUCCCCCCAACCCACACCCUCUGGUCGGGCUGCACUGUUGUAGCCACGGUGCUUUUAGUGCCUUUAAUAAACACAUCUCUGCGAGUGCC
This is a messenger RNA of Neopelma chrysocephalum (saffron-crested tyrant-manakin), 2185 nucleotides long. It is a transcript of the gene PDLIM7, whose product is annotated as PDZ and LIM domain 7. The record is from RefSeq and is a predicted model, not a curated record. Gene Ontology annotation, biological process: actin cytoskeleton organization; heart development; muscle structure development. The transcript is spliced from 13 exons. Gene Ontology annotation, cellular component: Z disc; stress fiber; adherens junction. Lineage: Eukaryota; Metazoa; Chordata; Aves; Passeriformes; Pipridae. The coding region runs from base 93 to 1388 and encodes 431 amino acids. Gene Ontology annotation, molecular function: muscle alpha-actinin binding; actin binding.